AUGGGAUGCAAGACGAUCGUCGUCGCCGUGGACAAUUCGAAGACCGCAGCUUCAGAGGAUUUUGUCAAGGAGCACUUCCUGCCAAAGGCCAAGGCGGGCGGUGCAAAGGUCAUGGCAACCAUGCUUCACACCUUUCCGGACGGCAGCACGAGCAUCGGCAAGGCCAUCUGCGAGUUUGCAGAGGAAACCAACCCGGCUGCGCUCGUGCUGAUGAAGCAGCAGAAGUCAGCAUUGCAGCGUUUCUUCCUCGGCUCGGUCACAAAGCACUGCGCUGUCCACAGUAGCGUGCCUGUGAUUAUUGUGCCUGCCUGA
Molecule: messenger RNA, 312 nt
Organism: Coccomyxa subellipsoidea C-169
Lineage: Eukaryota; Viridiplantae; Chlorophyta; Trebouxiophyceae; Coccomyxaceae
Exons: 2
Coding region: 1-312 (103 amino acids)
Source: RefSeq, a predicted model, not a curated record